This is a messenger RNA of Naumovozyma dairenensis CBS 421, 1134 nucleotides long. RefSeq lists its product as uncharacterized. The transcript has a single exon. The record is from RefSeq and is a predicted model, not a curated record. Bases 1 to 1134 code for a protein of 377 amino acids. Lineage: Eukaryota; Fungi; Ascomycota; Saccharomycetes; Saccharomycetales; Saccharomycetaceae.
AUGACUUUUUGCAAACCAAUUAUUUAUUCAAGUCCACAUGGAUUACCAUUAAUCGAAUAUCAUGAAAAAUUCAAACAACCAAGUAAAGAGAAAAAGAAGGCUUAUGGUACUGAUAGUCUAAGAAAGAAAAUUUUCAAUUUUUUUACUAAGAACAUUCCUUCAGAAGAAAGGGAAAAAACUGUAACAAAAAAGGCAUUACUUGAGAACCCUGGUGGGAAAGAUUUUAUUUUAGACGAUCCUUUCAUUUUCAUCUUAUCUCAGGGUAAGAAGAUUAGUUCACUUUAUAGAAAUACUUUCACGAAGGAAUCAUGUAAAAGAUAUGAGGCUCCACUCUUGUGUGAUUCAAAUUAUGAGAAAAAAUUAGAUCAAUACCUCGAUCAAUAUAAGAAACCAAUUUUAUUAAUAUUUGGAUUAAAUUUUAAUAGCAAGGCAAUUUUUCUACCGACCUCAUUGGAUAAAAUGUCUGAAGAUAAUUUUAAAAUGACAAAUCAAAGUGGGACAAACAUAUCAGACAUGAUAAAUGCUGCAAUAACAUAUAGUGAAUUAGUACAAUUCCAAGGUAGUGAAAGAGAUUAUAGGUUUGAAAUUAUAAGAAGUUUAGGGGUCCAGUCUAAUCAAUUUGAAUUCUUACCGCCAUCAGAAUAUUCAAAUUUCCCCUUGCCUAUUAUUUUCCUACAAUGUCAUUUGAGACAUGCAAUAAUUUAUCGUGAUUUCUUAAUUGUUUGUAGAAAUAAAGUUAUGAGAGAACAUAGGGAACCGAGUUUCGAAAAUAUUUUGAAAAUUUUCAAUGAUCCACCUUAUGAAAUUACCAUGGAAUUAUCUCCCAAUGAGGGUAUUGAACCUAAAUUUUACGAGUGGGAACGUGAAAGGGAUAUUACUUGGGCAGAAAGACAUUGUUAUCAACAAUAUUUUUUGCUAAGAGCAAAACUAAUGAGCUAUGAUAGGGUCUGUUUCCCAGAUAGAAUUGAACCAAGGGAGGAAGGUUUGGAAGAGAUACAAAAGGAAGAUGAUUCAUUUUAUGUACAAAAAAAAGGAGGAGAGCAUCCAAUAAUGGAUGUCUAUGGGAAAUAUGUACCAAACAAUUUAGAAAAUCAAGCAACUAUGAAUUACCAUAAAAAAGGUUACAAGCUGUGA